UCUGCAUGUGCUUGUGGUUGAAGUGGUAGGGUAUGUCAUUAAGUACAUGACGGUUUUUUUCGUUCACUGACGCUCUACAUAGAAAUGGAGAAUUUAGCAACUCUAAAUAAGAUCAAUGCAUUAAACACAUUUUGUUUUUAAAUGGCGUAUUAAUGGAUUUAGAUGAGCAUACUGUUGCAUUCCAGACAGUUCUCAUAUUUCUCAGUUCCGGUAAAGUUUUCAAGGUUAGAAAAUACAGAAGGUGAAAAAAACGAUCCGGAAAGGAGUUCAUUUACACAGGUAUCUGCAUUAACUGGUGACAACAUCAAAUGUGAGAGUGAGUCUAGUAAUGUUGAAGAUAAAAAUGGAUUUAAAGAUAAUUUUAAACCUUUUCAAAGAAGCAUGCGAAGAAGGUCUGGUCCAGGCUGUCUUAAUUCCCAGUUAAGUUUUUGUCGAUAUCCUGCGUUUGAUUUUGGUGGGAGAGAAGACGAAAAUUCUAAUCUUCCAUCUCCAGUUGAAUCCGAGGGAAACCACACUGUAAAAGAUGAGAUUCUUCAAGGGAUAAAAGUCGCUGAAAAAGCUGGUGAUAAUGAUUCAAAUCUAAGACCAUCACGGUCGAAAGAUACUAGUCAAAGGAACCGGGAUGCAAGUGAAUCGAAAACUCUGAUACCUGAACUUAAGGAAAAUUCAGAAACUGAAUCUACUAAAGAUAGUUUUGAAAGUGAAGCUCCUAAUUUAUCUCCAUCAGUGGGUGUUCUUUGCCUUCCUGUACCUGAUAUAGCGUUUCCUAGCAUACCAAACACAUUUUUAGCUAAGCUUGGAGUUCAUAAAGAUAGCCCUUUAUCGGUUGAAGCAUUUGAUGAACAAGAACUUGAGAGCAAAUUUAUUGCCCUAUCCCUGGCUUUCAAAACUGAUCGUACAACUCUGAAUAAAAGACUAGAUGUAAAUAAACGUCAACGAGAUACGGCUGAGAAGAAUGUGGAAAUCGAAUUUCAAGCAAUGCGAGAAAAUUUAAAUAUACUCAACCUUAAAGCUUCUAGUCCUGAUAUAAGAGAUGUGAUUUCGAAAAUUCAGAAUCAUAUUGACGUUGCUCAGCAAGCUACAUUUAGAAUGUCUAGUCGCUCUGAAACUUAUGGUUCUGUUCAGCAGGAAGAACGAGUUAGCCGUGCUUUUGAAGUUUUAGUAUUGUACGUCGAUCACCUGAAACGCUUGUUUGAUAAGGAACACAAGGAGCUUGAAGAAACAAGGCGCAUGCUGACAGAUACUCGAGUGUUCCGGAAAGAUAUAACAACAGAUGGUAUUUCAGACGACCAAAAGAAAUACUUGAGAACAUUUGGCUUACCUGCUGGCUCUAUCAAAUCGAUAGGUAGACGAAGAGCUAGUGUUGCAGAUUUUCAUCAACAUUCUAUGCCUGAGAGCUGCAAACCCCCUGGUUUAAGCCAAAGCUGGACAUCUGGCUUUUGUAUGAUGAAGGUGGAGUCAAAACAACGCACACCGGGCCCAUUUCCAACUACAUGUGUAGGUUUGAGCGGCAGUAGCCUGCCUACUUCCCCAAUAACUUCCAUAUCCCCUUCUAGAACAGGUACUAUUAGAGUAAAUGCGAGACGUCGUUCCUUACCUGCUGCUAGUCCUAUGGCACCACAAAAUAUGCUGCAGAAUCUCGAAGUACCACCUGAUGUGCCAGCUCCGAAACCAUUACAAUAUCUCUCUGUUGAUAAACAACUUACUGGGAAAAAGGACCGAAAUGUCUGGACCAGAAAGUUGUCUUCUGUAACUGAUGAAGCAGAACAAUCUGAAGAUGAAACUGAAGCAAAAGAAAAUGAUGAAGACACAAAGGAUAUUAACUUAUCUUCUUCGGAACGAGUGGGAGAUAAUGUUCAAGAUGAUGCAGACAUUGAAGACCAAUCAGAUGAAAUUGAAUCACAGGGAGAGUUAAAUUCUGUCGGUGAUAGCGGUAUUUUCAAAAUUAUCCCUCAAAAUAACAUACUUCUGAAUUUUCGGAACUCUGUCAGCGAAUGGCUCCAUAUCCAAAACAUAUCCAUGGAAUAUGGUAACGAAUUGCAUCGAAUAUGGCAUCAAAACAGCACAAGGACUCUAGUUCAGUAUUCUGCCAGUGGACUAUUAAUCUGUAUUGCUUUUUAUUUUUUCCUUUCUGAAAUUAUUCCUUACAUUUUGUUUCCAGCAUAACAAAUGUCAGACUUUGAACCUGAACGUAUGUUAUAUAUAAAAGCAUAUCAUUUUAUGAAUUUAUAAUUGUCUUUUUAAUGAGUCAAAUAAUAUAGUAAGUAUGUAAUAAAAAGAGUAUGACGAUGUGUGAAACUGUCAGUUUGGGGUAGCUUCCCGUUUUUCCUACCCUCGAUUGUGAUGAAAUUACUUAAAUAUUAAUGAUUCAUGAACCAAUGUAAUAUUUUCAUUUGAAAACACAUAACGUGUUACUUAUUUAGUACAAAAGUAACACUUUGUGUACUACACUUAAGAUGCCUAAAAUUCACGGACUAAUUUCCUUAAUGACCCCAGUGAAAGGAAGAACUUUCUCCUCAAUUAAAGGUUUAUUAACUAUCUAACUCUGGCAACCCAGUUUAUGCCGUAACAGAAACCGAAAACGUACAGAACUUAUUAUAGCUGUUCUACUUUUUCAAGCAUUCAAUUCCGACUGCAUAAAAAUGCAUGCGUUGUAACAUACUGUAAUAUAUAUCUAAUUUUAUUAUUUAUGACACUUUAAAGUCUUAAAAUGUCUUGUUUGUAGGCAUUUCGUAACUCCUAAAAGGAGGCUUUCAGAACUUUAUAAAUAUAUAGAUUCAAAUUAUAUAGGUAUGCGACAAUAUAAAGAUAUUGUGUUUCUUUCGAACAUUACUGACAAGUUUAACUAUUUCGUUUAGUUGUUAUAUGGUAGUCUUUCAUUGAAUACAAAAUAAAAGUUCUGAUAAGCUAAUAAGUCAAUGCGUUAUAUUUUCGUGCGCACAGUUACAGAAUUAAAUUUUCUCUUGUCCUUAUCUUACUAACUUUAUGUUAUUUUUCCUUUAGAGCUGUGUGAUCGAUCGUAUAGUUGCAUUAAUGUAAAUAAGGAAAUGUAAGACAUAUGUAUAAGUUGAAUAAUUGGGAAACAAAAGAAAAUUUAAUACAUG
Stegodyphus dumicola is the source of this 3104-nucleotide messenger RNA. RefSeq lists its product as uncharacterized. The record is from RefSeq and is a predicted model, not a curated record. NCBI's taxonomy places the organism in Eukaryota, Metazoa, Arthropoda, Arachnida, Araneae, Eresidae.